UCAGGUUUCUGGUACUCCUCAGUGAUAGGGUCCUAUCUUGCCCCCACCCCCUUCUCCUCUCCUUUGCAAAGCUUUCUCUUAUGCUGUUGCUGGCCUCCUCUUUCCCUAACCCACUCCAAGGGAGGUGUCUGCUCUAGGGGAAGGGUUGGUUCAGUGAGUGGAGACUUUUUUUAGAGGAAAAUGUGAAUGGGAGGCAACAGAUUCUCUUUACUCCAUUACGCUCACCUUUCUGGUCCCUGUACUCCUUGAUCCUCAGGGGCCAAGAAAAAGAAAUAAAUUAAUUAAGGGAAUGUGGGGAAAACUGGACCUAAACUUGAACAGGAAGAUGAAGUCUCAGAUUAGAAGAUAGUUUGUUCCAAAGUUUUUAAAAAGAAAAAAGAGAAAAGAUGAAAAUACCACUAUGGCAAAAGAAAAGAAAAGAAGGGAAAGAAAUGACAAGGAAGAGAAGGUUGGGGUGGAGGAAGCACCUGAGCAAGAGGAAGUUCUUUCUCCAUCAGGGAAAACUUUAACUGAAGUCCCAAACUCUGAAGGGCUCAACAAGCCUUCUUCCCCCUCCCCUUUCUUACCAGCCUCAAACUCAGCCUCAAACACAUUCAGACUUGAAUUCUUAUCUCAAUACAGAACUUGCAGUUGCGAUGCCACCAGUGGUGCCAAGCACGGGUCCAAAAGGAAUAGUUUCUUUUGGAGAUUCCUAAGGAUGAUUAGUUCCAAGUUUGCCAGAAAUAGAAAACACAAUUUUAGUUUCUUCAUUUCAGAAGUGAAACAUAGCACCUUAUCAAUGGUAACUGGAUUUCUUGGAAGAAUCAGAUCUAUUAUAUUGAAAAACCAAGUAUUCCCCUUACAAACUUCUGAAGAAAGAGAGAAUAAAAAGGACUUCACUGGAAAGACUGGUGAUUUUGAUGAUGAAGAUGAACAUAGCAACAGGCUUAAAGAAGCUAUAUACUUUGUUGUGAUGUCCAUCACUUUCAGGUUAUUUAAUGUCAUAUUGAUCUUCAUUCAUAUUGCAUUACUGAUUACAGCUUUAACGCUGACUCCUAAGGGUACGAGGUUGCCUUUCACCUAUCAUAUAUUGUUUUUACUUUUUGGUCUCUUCUUCCUCAUUGACGUGCUAUUUCAAGUCUUUUUAGAAGGAUUGACAUUGUAUUUUUCUUCAGUAAUCAAUGUGCUGGAUUUCUUUGCUAGUAUAUUUUUCGUGGUGUUGGAUGUGACUUACAUUUUUUUUGAUAUUCAAGUAAUUCGGCAAAUCCCCAAGUUGACAUUUCUCCUUAAAUAUUUAAGACUUUUUAUGCUGAUAAAAAUAUUUCAGCUGUCCAAUUCGAAAAAAAAGAUUGAAAAAGCAGCUAGAAAGUUGGUUUCAGAAAACAAAAGACGUUAUAGGAAAGAUGGAUUUGACCUGGACCUCACUUACGUUACUAAUAAUGUUAUUGCCAUGUCCUUCCCAUCAUCUGGAAGUCGGUCAUUCUAUAGAAACCCCAUUAGGGAAGUUGUGAAAUUCCUGGAUCUGAAACACCCAGGCCACUACAAGAUCUACAACUUGUGCAGUGAGAGAAGCUAUAACCAUUCAUACUUCCAUAACAGCGUAGAAAGAUUCCCUAUUGAUGAUCACAAUGUUCCCACCUUAAUUGACAUGAUGAGAUUUGUGGACAGUGUAUUUGAAUGGAUGGAAAAGGACCCAAAUAAUAUCAUAGUAGUUCACUGUAUGGGAGGCAAAGGUAGAACUGGAACUAUGAUCUGUAUUUGGCUUAUUGCUAGUGAUCAUUUUAAGACCGCAAAGGAGAGCCUGGAAUAUUUUGGAAAGAGAAGAACAGAUACAGCUUCUAGCUCCAAAUUUCAGGGAGUAGAAACUCCUUCACAGAGCAGAUACGUUGAAUAUUUUGCCCUGGUAAAGAACAAGUACCAUUGGGCUUUACCUCAAAGUCAAACACUCAGGAUAAAAUCCAUCACUAUUUAUUCAAUUCAAGGAGUUGGAAAAGGUAAUGGAAAAGAUCUGAAAAUAGUAUUAAUUAUGAAGAAGAAGAUUAUUUACACCUGUUUCUGUUCAUCUUUAAAGAGCUGUCAGGUAUUUUGUGAUGAUGACAGUAAUUCUGUAAAUAUCAGACUAAAUAACUGUCCGGACAUCUGUGGUGACGUGAAAGUAAAGUUCUUCUCCAGUUCUGCCCUUCCUAAACUAUAUGAGAAUUGUCCAUUUUUCUUUUGGUUCAACACAUCUUUUGUAGAAAAUAACAGGCUCUAUCUACAUAGAAAUGAAUUGGAUAAUCCCCAUAAACAAAAAACCUGGAACAUUUACCAUGAAGAUUUUGCAGUGGAAUUACUGUUUAAUUAGCUGUGAUCUACAGAAGUAUAUAUUUGUUUAAAUGUUACUCCCUUCUAUUAAAGAAUCAUGUUCCUGUGAACCCCUUCCUACAUAGAGGCAUCUCUAAAUCUACAUUUCUUAGUGUUUUCAUCUGUAUUCUGUGCACUUAAGAAUUCUAUUAAACGUUAUAGGUA
Messenger RNA from Phascolarctos cinereus (koala), 2487 nucleotides. The record is from RefSeq and is a predicted model, not a curated record. Lineage: Eukaryota; Metazoa; Chordata; Mammalia; Diprotodontia; Phascolarctidae.